GUAUAAAAAGCCUGACGAGUUGAUCCUCGCCAUUCUCAACAACCCAUCCGAGAGAGCGGAUAGAGAGAGUUUAUACUUUACGAAGUCAACAACACGUUAACAAACGAAAAUGUGCCUCGAACGUCCAUUUGAAGCCACACUUGGCGAAAAACCACUGUCAAUGACGGAUUUAUCUCAGCAGAAAGCCUACGAUUUCGACUUCAAGUACGGACAGAAGCCCUAUGAUGCGCUGGACUUCGCAUUUGACUUGAAAGUCAUGGAUCGAUCGAUGCAAACGAGGAAAAAGCGAAAGCACCAUCGACGUAAACAGAAGGGCUUUGGAAGGAAAAAGUUUCCAUCAGUUCUUUUUUGCCCUUCUCUAGAGAACAUUGAUGAAGACAAAGAAGUCGUGAUCGAUCCGCUACGAGCGAAGAUGCACUUCGACAAUCGCAAUCUCGCCUCCUUGCACAAGGAAAGGGCCCUUGGAGGAACGGUGAUUGAAGACGGAAGAAAGUUCCGCCACCGUUAUUACAAACGAGAGAAAGCAACCACCUGAAUUUGCUGAACUCUGGACAACUGAUCUACAAAUGGAUCGGAAAUAAUCGAUCGACAACUCAUCGGUUCAGCUUUGCAAAAAAGCUGAUGCAACUAGCUUCACCCCGCUACCGCAGGGUCAAGCCAAUUUCCUUUGCUAGAAAGAAGAGACCUUGAACGAACUGAACUUUGUUGCUCGGAGAAUUGGGUCUUCCCACUUAUUACAAGAACAAUUCUAUCGUCCAAGUUGUGCUUCUAAAGCAAGGGAAAAUGUAAAUUGAGAUCGUUCUUCGCUGCAGCGCAGAGAAGCAUGAAAGCCAAGCGUGCAAUUUCUCACGCGCCUAGAGUGAACACUUUAGGAAUUCCAAAAAGCAAGAACUUAAACUCGUUUACUUCAGAAAGAUCCAAAGAAAUGAUUUCUAGCGGAAUACGAACUUUAGAUCUAGUCGGAUUCCAAUUAUGAGCUAGAUACGAUUUAGUAAUUAAUGCUAAUGUAUUAGCCAAUUAUGGCGACCAAGCCAAUAGUCUAAAAUUUAUUUGGAUGCAAAAUUAAGUUUUACUUGUACAGCUCAUCUAAAGAAUUUUGACCAUUAGCUUCUCAGAGAAAAAUAUCUAGCUAGUCAAUAUUUAAAUCGUAAGAACAAUUACGACGGCCGUCUUUUAAAGAAAAAAAUAUUUAAUGUAAAAAAAGUAUUUUUAAAAGCAAAGAUACGUUCGCAGUUUAUGUAACUUACUAGCUUGAUUGUGAUUAUCACAACAAUUCAAUCUUGAAGAAUUGAAAGUUCUAAAUAAAUCAUUUGGCAAUUAA
This is a messenger RNA of Nematostella vectensis (starlet sea anemone), 1321 nucleotides long. RefSeq lists its product as uncharacterized. NCBI's taxonomy places the organism in Eukaryota, Metazoa, Cnidaria, Anthozoa, Actiniaria, Edwardsiidae. The transcript has a single exon. The record is from RefSeq and is a predicted model, not a curated record. The coding region runs from base 110 to 535 and encodes 141 amino acids.